This is a messenger RNA of Lathyrus sativus (Indian pea), 1041 nucleotides long. Lineage: Eukaryota; Viridiplantae; Streptophyta; Magnoliopsida; Fabales; Fabaceae. The record is from the annotation of a GenBank genome assembly.
AUGGCUGAUCAUCCUUACAGUUCCAACCUUUUCUCUUCUUCAUCACCAAGUUUCUUCCAAUUCAAUCAUAUUUUUCCAUCUUCAAACCCUUCUCCACACCAUCUCCAUAACCCUUUUCUCCAUCACCACAACAACAACCACACCUUUUUCCACUACCAUCAUAUUUCAUCUUCUUCUUCACCACCUUCUCCUCCUCUCAGAGAAGAACUACCUCUUCUAAGCCUAAUCCCAGCAAAACAAGAAGAAUAUGAAGAUCAACAAGAACAUGAUGAGGAUAUUCAAGACCUCCCUUGCACUGCCAUGGAUUUAGAAGAAAGGGAAGAAGAAGGUAGAAGUAGUAAUACAGUCACUGUUGCACUUCACAUAGGUUUGCCAAACCCUAGUGCUGCUGAAAUGGCUUCUGUACUUUCUUCAUCAAAUAACUCAUCAGAGAUCACCGUCACUGAUAAAGAACAAGGCGAUGAUUCUUCUUCUGGCUUCAUCAUGCUUCAUAAUAACACCCUUAACAAAGGACAGUAUUGGAUCCCUACUCCAUCUCAGAUUCUCAUUGGUCCAACUCAGUUUGCUUGCCCGGUUUGCUCCAAAACUUUCAACAGAUAUAACAACAUGCAGAUGCAUAUGUGGGGGCAUGGAUCACAAUACCGGAAAGGUCCGGAAUCUCUGAGAGGCACACAACCAACCGGAAUGCUAAGGCUACCAUGUUACUGCUGUGCACCAGGUUGCAGAAACAAUAUUGAUCAUCCAAGGGCAAAGCCGUUGAAAGAUUUCCGAACACUUCAAACACAUUACAAGCGGAAACAUGGAAUUAAGCCAUUCAUGUGUAGAAAAUGCAGCAAGGCUUUUGCUGUUAGAGGAGAUUGGAGAACUCAUGAAAAGAAUUGUGGGAAGCUUUGGUAUUGUAUCUGUGGUUCUGAUUUCAAACAUAAGAGGUCUCUUAAAGAUCAUAUCAAAGCUUUUGGAAAUGGACAUGCUGCUUAUGGAUUUGAUGGGUUUGAAGAAGAGGAUGAACCAGCUUCUGAAGUUGAGCAAGAUAAUGAUUAA